Molecule: messenger RNA, 595 nt
Organism: Onthophagus taurus
Lineage: Eukaryota; Metazoa; Arthropoda; Insecta; Coleoptera; Scarabaeidae
Source: RefSeq, a predicted model, not a curated record
UUCAACGUUUGAAGUGUUCGUUUACGAAAAUGUCGCGGUUAUUAACGAAUUACUUACUAAUUUUCGUUGUGGUAUGUGUGCAAGGAAUCUUUGUUUCUUGUGGAAAUGCUGAUGUGUAUUGGAGAGAUUAUAAAGGAACAAUUCCAAACGACGCAGUUCCUACCGAUAAUGGAACUUAUAUUGCCCAAGUAAUUCUUGCAAGUGGUGGAAAUAUUCCAGGAACUUUAUAUCAAUAUAAGAAAGUUGCUGUGUCUGCAGCAUCAGGGAAAAGACUUGAAUUUCUAAAUAAUAUUAAAGUAUUAUGUUCCCCUAAACCUAGCGCUUUAAAAUGGAAAUUCGUAAACACGAAUCAACUAGAUGCGAAAUUCUUGGAUAAAUGCGUCGUUGGAGGAUUUGAAAUCGGGUACACGCUUUAUAUUGGAAAAGUUUUCCAUGAGGGUGAAUGGAAAAUCGGCAAAGUGUUUCCACCGAAUGCUAAAUACACAGGUUUGACAGUUUGGAGGGAUGAUGGGAACAGUUACCCCACACAUGAUUUCCAAAUAUUAACGGAACAGUAAUUUUUAAGUUUAAUUUUGUAUUUAAAAUGAUUUUAACA